Cygnus atratus (black swan) is the source of this 3192-nucleotide messenger RNA. It is a transcript of the gene PEX5, whose product is annotated as peroxisomal biogenesis factor 5. The coding region runs from base 140 to 1924 and encodes 594 amino acids. Gene Ontology annotation, cellular component: peroxisomal membrane; cytosol. The record is from RefSeq and is a predicted model, not a curated record. Lineage: Eukaryota; Metazoa; Chordata; Aves; Anseriformes; Anatidae. Gene Ontology annotation, molecular function: protein binding. Gene Ontology annotation, biological process: protein import into peroxisome matrix, docking. The transcript is spliced from 15 exons.
CCUGGCGGCGGAAGGAAGGGGCGGCCGGGCCCGUCCCGUCCCGUCCCGUCCCGUCCCGUCCGACGCCCGCCCCGUGUCGCUGUCGCCCCCUGGGCCAGGUGCAGCCCGGAGGGGUCCGGCGCCGUCCCCGCCUAGCGCCAUGGCCAUGAGGGAGCUGGUGGAAGCGGAGUGCGGGGGCUCCAACCCCCUGCUGAAGCUGGCCGGCCACUUCACGCAGGACAAGGCCUUGCGGCAGGAAGGGCUGCAGGGCUCCCUGGCCUGGCCCUCCGGAGCUCCCGGCGCAGCAGCCGUAUCCAAACCCCUGGGAGUAGCCUCUGAAGAUGAGCUGGUUGGAGAGUUCCUGCAAGAGCAGAAUGCCCCUUUACUGUCCCGUGCACCGCAGACGUUUAAGAUGGAUGAUCUGUUGGCUGAGAUGCAGGAGAUUGAACAGUCAAGCUUCCGACAGGCCCCUCAGCGAGCUCCAGGUGUGGCAGCCCUGGCACUGUCUGAAAACUGGACCCAGGAAUUCUUGGCUGCAGCAGAUAAUGCUGGUGAUGUCUCUUCAGAUUACAAUGAGACUGACUGGUCGCAGGAAUUCAUUGCUGAAGUGACAGAUCCGCUGUCUGUGUCCCCUGCCAAGUGGGCAGAAGAAUACCUAGAGCAGUCAGAAGAAAAACUGUGGCUUGGGGAAUCGGAAGACCAGUCAUUGGCAGAUAAAUGGUAUGAGGAGUAUCAACCUGAGGAUGAUCUUAAGAAAACUGCUAGUGAUUUUCUUUCUAAAGUGGAUGAUCCAAAACUCAACAGUUCUGAGUUCCUAAAGUUUGUCCGCCAGAUCGGAGAUGGGAGGGUAUCGAUCGAAGCUAAUAAGGUGACCCACAGAGACCAAGAUCAGGCAGAGCAAUGGGCAGCUGAGUUUAUACAGCAGCAGGGGGCAUCCGAUGCCUGGGUGGAUCAAUUUACGCGAUCUGGGAACAUGUCAGCUCUUGAUACGGAAUUUGAGCAGGCAAAGACUGCUGUGGAGUCAGAUGUGGACUUCUGGGACAAACUCCAGGCAGAAUGGGAGGAGAUGGCCAAGAGAGAUGCAGAGGCUCACCCUUGGCUCACUGAUUAUGAAGACCUCAACUCCUCUUCAUAUGACAAGGGUUAUCAGUUUGAAGAAGAUAAUCCCAUGAGAGAUCACCCUGAUGCUUUUGAAGAGGGGCGGAAGCGCUUGGCAGAAGGUGACCUCCCCAAUGCUGUCUUGCUCUUUGAGGCUGCAGUACAACAGAAGCCAGAUCAUAUGGAGGCCUGGCAAUAUCUGGGAACCACCCAAGCAGAGAAUGAACAGGAACUCUUGGCAAUCAGUGCUCUCAGACAAUGCUUGGAACUGCAGCCUGGGAACCUCACAGCACUUAUGGCUUUAGCGGUCAGCUUCACCAACGAGUCCUUGCAGAAGCAGGCGUGUGAGACUCUGCGGGACUGGCUACGCCACAAACCUGCAUAUGCUCACCUGCUGGAGAAGGAGUCAGAGGAGAGUGCCUCAGGGCCAAAUCUUGGGCAUUCCAAGCGUGUGCUUGGUUCUCUGCUGUCUGACUCACUUUUUGUGGAGGUCAAAGAGCUGUUCUUAGCAGCUGUGCGCAGCAACCCCUCAACUGUUGAUCCUGAUGUUCAGUGUGGCCUGGGUGUCCUUUUCAACCUUAGUGGCGAAUACGAGAAGGCUGUGGAUUGCUUCAGUGCCGCACUUAGUGUGCGCCCCAAUGACCAUCUUCUCUGGAACAAGCUUGGUGCCACCCUGGCCAAUGGGAAUCGGAGUGAGGAAGCUGUGGCUGCAUAUCGGCGGGCACUGGAGCUCCAGCCAGGAUAUAUCCGCUCUCGAUACAACUUGGGCAUCAGCUGCAUCAACUUAGGUGCCCACCGAUGGAAAAGCAGUGUGCCAGCAUGCUGCAGUAUUUUUCAGAUGAAAUAAUGGUGACUCAGGGAAGAACAUCCCUUCUGCCGGAGGUACCUGCAUUGUGAGUGAAAUGCAGCACAGCUUCUCCUAUGGGGUCCGUGGCUAGGUCCUUUAAAAGCAUUUUACUGUUCUGUUGGAGUAGAACCAGAUUUAUGGUGAAGUCUUUCACCACAGGGCAUGGGCAUAUCUUACUAGGCUUGACCUGAUUGAGGUGGAUUUUGGUGAAAGCUGUAUUUAGCUUUCCAAGUGUGUUCAUCACUGACUUUAAGGCUGUUAUUUCUUAUGACUUUGUGUAUAUUGUGGUAUUGGACAGUCUUUUUUGCAGGCUCUGUGACUGAAACGAAUUUACAAUUAGACUUCUUUAAAAGAAAACCAGACAACCAGCGGACAGGCUGUGGAGACACACCUGAAAAUGUGAACCAGCUAUUCUCCAAUGCUAGCAGGCAAAUGGAAAGAAUCGUGUAAUUAAUAUCUUAAAAUCACUUGCUUUUCAGUGCGAUACUGAGUUAAAAAGGUAGCAUCUCUCAGCUAUGGUUACGUACCGUUUGACUGCUUGUUUUUAAAACAGUGUAUGGGUUGGAUGAAGUAGAAAAAUAUUGGGGUUGUUAAUGGUCAUGAUUGGUGUUGCCUUUUGUCUAUAGUGCUAAAUCUAGAUAAUUUGGGCUGAUGGUUAUGUCUGGACCACUUUCAAGCUGUAUGUGUGAAACUCCUCCAUUCUACUCUAUUCAUCAGCAGAGAUGACUGGUCCAGAAACAUUUUUGCUAAUAUGCAAAGCCUUUUCAGUCAGGCAGAUGUAUCUGCUACUCAAAAAUGCAAAGAUUACACGUUCCACAGCUAGUUGGUGAGGACUCCCUCUUCUUGGAAAUGGCUCGUAUGGUGUUGCUCAGUUUGAGUUAAGCAAGGAUCAGUCAUUGGUCAGUCUUGUGUCUUCUGCUUACUUUUGGUCAUUGUAUUUUAUUUUUUACUUCUGUUUUCUUUUUUUUUAUAUAUAUAUUUAAUUAUUUUAUUUUAACCAAGAUCUAUCUGUGGGCUUUUCUUAGCAAUGUCUAGUGGGAUGGGGAAGGAAGAGUGCGUCUGGAGAUGGAGGAAGCUUAAUUCAAUUUUUCUGCUGUUUUACCUUUUCCAGCACUGUGAAGUGGGUGCAUGUGUGCCAUCCACAGCUUAGUGUUAAAUUAUUUUUUCACCCCUCAGUCCAGAAGAAAAUGGAUUCCAACAGUGCAAUGAAGAUGAAGCCAACCACAGAGGAAAUAAAAGUAAAGAAAUGCUUGAGUCUUGAUGUAUUU